GCGCCGCCGGGAGUGCCGGGGUCUCUGGAGGCACCUCGCCGUCGUCCACGGUUCGCGCGCCAAAUGCGUGCCCGCGAGGAGGCCGCGCAUCCGCGGAACGCUGUGGUGGCCGUGGUGGCCGUGGUGGCCGUGAGGGCCGUGAGGGCCAUGCCGCGCGGUGCCCUCGGAGGGGCCCCCCGGCGCAGCCCCCAGGGAGGGUGAGGCUCUUCCCCGCGUCGCGACGAUGACGCACCAUGACGCGCAAGCUCCCGCCUCUGCUGCCCCUGCUCAAGGUGGCCUUCGUGCUGGUGCUGCUACAUCGCACCGGCGCCAAGUACGAGGAGGGUCACCUGGUGACACCGGAGAACUGGGCCUUCUUGGCGCGCUUCUGCUUCCUGUCGGACGACGGCACCUUCGAGUACCAGAUCGAGUACGAUAAGGAGUACGCCACGCAGAACCUGCUGCUGUACCACGACGUGAGCAGGCAAUGGCCGGCCGUGUACAAGAGCAACAAGACAUGCGAGCAGAAGGAGUCCGUGCUGAGCGUGGCGCAGAACCAGGUGGUGAACCUGACGGAGCUGCGAGCCGACUCGGGAUGCGUGCUGACCACCGUGCCGCCGCUGCCCAAGCAGGGCAACUCGACGACGUCGCCGUCCAGCGCGGCCGGGGCCGGGGCCGGCGGGGCGCCGCGCGGCCGCAAGCAGGCCCCCGUGGUCCGCAGGCACAUCCUCACCUGCCACAGCGUCAGGAGGUUCCGGUCGGCAAGGGAGCGGUGGUGGUUUCUGGCCAUCAGCAACUGCAACGCUACCAAGGGGCUCAACCUGCGCUACCGCUUCUUGAUGACCAACGGGCCGCCGGGGGACUACUGGCACGAGCACUUCUCCGCCGACGAAUUCUAUAUCUUACCGACGCUCAUGUUCUUCUCCAUCUGUUACCUGCUCAUGAUCGUCGCCAUCGUCAUGUGCACGGUGGAACUGCGCUCCCGCCAGCUGCUGCAUGCCACGUACAAGAUCUUCGUGGCCUCCGUGACGCUGCAGGCGCUGGGCGUCAUGUUCCAGAGCAUCUCCUACAUCCGCUAUGCCUUGGACGGGGUGGGCUUUCCCCGGACCAGGCAGCUCGGCCGGUUGCUGGAGGCCGGCAGCGAGACAACGUUCCUGCUCCUCCUCCUCCUGCUGGCCAAGGGCUUUACGGUGACGAGGGGUCGGCUUCGCGUCGGCUCCAGCAUCAAGCUCACCAUCUUCAUGUGCCUCUACGUCGUCACCUACGUGUCGCUCUUCAUUUACGAGAGGGAGUUCUUCGACCCGGGCGAGGUGCUGUACUUGUUCGAGUCGCCGGCGGGCUACGGCCUCAUGGCGCUGCGCAUCGUGGCGUGGUGGAUGUUCGUGUACUCCACCGUGUUCACGCUCAAGCACUACCCCGAGAAGGCCACGUUCUACUACCCGUUCAACCUGCUGGCCACGCUGUGGUUCGUGGCGGGCCCCUGCUUCAUCAUGUCGGCCAACAGUCUCAUCGACAAGUGGGUGCGCGAGAGCGUCGUGUACGCCGUGCUGCACACCAUCGCCUUCCUGGGGCACUUGCAGUUCCUGGUGCUGACGAGGCCGUCCAAGGCCAACAAAAACUUCCCGUUCCACGUCCGCACGACGCAGAUCGCGGUGAUGGAGGCCGUCGGCGUGGCCGGCGCGUCCUCGCUGUACCACUUCGGCCACCACAACUACGCCCCCGGCGGCCCCAAGGUGCCCGUCACGGCGCCGCUCUCGGACUGGAUGCACGAGGUCCCCGUCGGCCUCUUCACCGUCAGCAGGGCCGUCACUGAGCUGCCCCUGGUAGCAGGUAGCGAAUAGUGGGGCAGCAUGCUCGCGUGCGUUGGGUUGCCUACCCACACGGCGCACCGUCUUCCACAGAGAACCACGCCGC
Molecule: messenger RNA, 1893 nt
Organism: Thrips palmi
Lineage: Eukaryota; Metazoa; Arthropoda; Insecta; Thysanoptera; Thripidae
Product: transmembrane protein 145-like
Exons: 11
Coding region: 234-1820 (528 amino acids)
Biological process (GO): G protein-coupled receptor signaling pathway; response to pheromone
Source: RefSeq, a predicted model, not a curated record